This is a messenger RNA of Myxocyprinus asiaticus (Chinese sucker), 1111 nucleotides long. RefSeq names its product ras-related protein Rab-33A-like. The record is from RefSeq and is a predicted model, not a curated record. Bases 27 to 737 code for a protein of 236 amino acids. Gene Ontology annotation, biological process: Rab protein signal transduction. NCBI's taxonomy places the organism in Eukaryota, Metazoa, Chordata, Actinopteri, Cypriniformes, Catostomidae. Gene Ontology annotation, molecular function: GTP binding; GTPase activity. The transcript is spliced from 2 exons. Gene Ontology annotation, cellular component: Golgi apparatus; endosome.
CAAGGCUGUGUACAUCAUUCACCGUUAUGGCACAUGAAUUCACAGCAAGCAGAGAAGGAACCGCCAACCCACGCCAUGCCAACCUCACGUCGUCUCUCGAUCUGAGCACGUCGCUGGAUCACAGCGUCCAGACGCGCAUUUUUAAAAUAAUUGUGAUCGGGGACUCAAAUGUGGGUAAGACCUGUUUAACCUUCCGCUUCACCGGCAGAUCCUUCCCAUGCAAGACUGAAGCCACCAUCGGCGUGGAUUUCAGGGAGAAAGCCGUGGAGAUCGAGGGCGAGAAAAUAAAGGUACAAGUAUGGGACACAGCAGGCCAGGAACGCUUUCGCAAGAGCAUGGUGGAGCAUUACUACCGCAACGUGCAUGCUGUCGUAUUCGUGUACGAUGUCACUAAAAUGGCCUCUUUCCAGAAUUUAAAGACCUGGAUUCAGGAGUGCAACGGGCAUGGUGUGUCAUCCGCUGUGCCUCGUGUCCUGGUGGGCAACAAGUGCGAUCUGAUUGACCAGAUUCAGGUCCCCUCCAACACUGCCCUCAAGUUUGCCGAUGCCCAUAACAUGCUGCUAUUUGAAACGUCAGCCAAAGAUCCAAAGGAGAGCCAGAACGUGGACUCCAUUUUCAUGUGCCUGGCGUGUCGUCUAAAAGCCCAAAAGUCUCUGAUCUACAGAGAUGUGGAGAGAGAAGAUGGUAGAGUCAGACUGACCCAUCAACCAGGCCCUAAAAGUAACUGCCUGUGCUGAGGACCUUAAACUGUGAAAUUAGUAACGUUUAUAAUUUGCAUUGAAACAAUGUGCCUGCAACUAAGACAUUUUACUUUGACAACUGCACCAACUGACCUUGAGUUUCUCUGUAUGUGCUUAUCUUUAGUUUUCAAGAAUUACAUCAUUAAAAACAGUUAGAUGUGGAUGAAACACAUGUAACCUGACAAGAAAAAGUCUAGGUCAUAUUUCACCUUGUUUUUUUUAUAUAUAUUUUGCUUAAACAGAGCUUUUUUUUAGGACCAUUAUUUUCUUUUUCUUUUUCAUUGUGACAUUAUUUAAUGACAAUUAAGCACAUUUUCCCUUCUCAUUUAUGUAAUGCAUAAAGAAUCUCAUUCUGAUUACUGUAAUGUGAA